Molecule: messenger RNA, 1537 nt
Organism: Amphimedon queenslandica
Lineage: Eukaryota; Metazoa; Porifera; Demospongiae; Haplosclerida; Niphatidae
Exons: 12
Coding region: 72-1460 (462 amino acids)
Source: RefSeq, a predicted model, not a curated record
AUGGGCGUGGUUAGAACCAGCCACUCCUCUCUUUUUUGCAGCAAAAGAGGGUUGCUUUGUGUCACAAGGCCAUGUCUACAGAGCGAGCUUUAGAGGAUUCAUCUUUGCUGGAACCAUCAGCAAAGAGUACAGAGCAGAGAUCAUAUGGCACUCUAGUGGAGACCCGCUUAAAUAGCUCUCAAAAAGACAAUGUAACCGACCAGGAUCAACUGGUACAAGCCGAGGAGCAAGACUAUGCUGUUGUCGAGUUUCCUACUGAUAUGAACGAUUUCACUGGAAAGCAACUUGAAAGGUGCCAGAGAUUAGUACUCAGACCAUAUAACACUUUCCUCUGUGUGAUUGGAUGGCGAAGAGUAUUAGCAUACGAAGGUGUUUGGUAUAUCAUAUUUUCAUUUUGGCCCCUCGUUGUGUUACUAUUGCUCGUGACAUCUUGCAUAGUACAAAUAUUGCUUUGCUAUACAAGAGAUUCAAUUCCAUUAAUACAAGAUGAUGACAUGUACAUUAAGUGUUCAGAUCACAUUGCUUCUUCAUUCAUUAUGCUGGAUAUUCUACUAGUCAUGACUUAUCUUUAUGGACUUUUUAUAUUUCGCUUCAGGCAACAUGAAGACCUAUCAGGCUUGACAGAAAAGGUUUUCUGCGCAAUUGAGGAGAAAAAGUCAAAAAAACUCUCAGCCUCAAUGUUAUUUUUCCUUGUCCUUGGAAUACUUUGGAUCGGUUGCUCAAUUGGCGUGAGUAUCAUGCGAAUAUUUGUUCAUGGCUUAAACAAAAAAGUAGAACUUGAGUUUUUAAAGAAUUACGGCAAUGACUCUACUGAAAUCAAAAUUGCAAUGCUCACCACUGCACAAAUUGGAUUCAUUGUCAUUGAUGUAGCAUAUGCAUCUGUAGUAGUAAACUAUGCUAUGCAGUGUCAAUUGAUAGUUUACUCAAUCAAUAAUAUUGGGGCACGCAUAAGGACUAAAGCAACAACAAUAGAUACAAUAAUUAAAGAAGUGUGCGAUGUGAAGGCUUGUUUGUCUAAAAUUAAUGGUCACCUCUCGCGGGCUACUGGAGCUAUCAUGUUUAUCUUCUUGUAUUCUUCAGUCUCAUCUUUGUACUCUUUGCAGCAGCUAAAACCUGAUGACAAUGAUUUAGUAUUAGCAGCAAUCACUGGUUUCCUGUCUUCAAUACAGUGGACCGUCUGGCUAGUAAUACCAUUGAUUCAGGCAGCUCGUGUGACUCAUGCUGGAACUCAGUUGAAGGAAAAGGCAAUGGAGAUACGUUCAAGGCCUUUCCUUUACAUGAAUGCACCACAAAUUGACUUAGAUUCGCUAAUCAUCUAUUGCUCGAAUGUUCACUUAAAAGCUAAACUGUUAAGCAUUCCAAUAUCACCUUCAAUGGUGGUUGGUGGAUCUUUCUUUCUUGGAUUCACAAUAUACUUGGUACUGAAAUUUGACAACUAUUCGUGGGCAAGCUGGCUCUAAAUUUCGUUUACAACAUUUGAAUAUUUAAAAAAUAUAAUAUUUUUUUAUGUUUUAAAAUAUCUACUAUAAAUCAAAAA